AGAGCCGGCCCGGGCCAGUUGGGGGCGACAAAGGAAAAGAUGCGCGGGCCGUGAGGGGUGGGGGCUGGGUCCAUGUUUAAAGUAUUUUGGCCCGCGCCUGCCCGCGUUCCGUCGCGACACCGACCAAAUGCCACCCACCUAGUUAUGCCUCUACGCACAUGCAACCAUGAUGUUCGUGGCUCCCGAUCUUGCCUUGGAGCGCCGGCGCACCCAGAACCGCAUCGCUCAGCGCCGUUUCCGCGAGAAACAGAACCGUCGAAACACAACUGCGUGGCACGAAAACGACAGCCCACCAGCGCCCGAGCACGCCCACCACCCACACGCCCCCGCCCCCGCCCAAGAAGACCACUGCGAGUGGGCAAGUUCGCCCGGACCGGAAGACGGGUGGUGGUCGGUCGAGCAUGUGGCCACCAUCAACCAAACCAUGGACCCCUCCCCGCCUACCAGCCAUGGCAGCACAACUUCUCUAAACUCGGGAUCAACACCCGUCACAGCAGCCUACUGCGUCAGCAAGGGCGCCCUCCUGACCUCCCAAGGCCUCCUCAUGGGUGACGUCGGCUUCCUCGACUUCAGUCACGACCUGGAAGUGGCAGCGCCCGACGAACAGACCCACGCGCCGCCAAACAUGGCCCAACUGCUCCCACCGCCGUCUCACCGAAGCGCCUCGCCCGUGGAGCCGGGCCCCGAACUUUCCGAAGCAAACCGAGACGACUCACGUCUCUCCAGGCGGACGCGCGCCACGCCCUCAGUCAGGAACGGCGUGACCCGGCCACCCUCUGGCCCCUCCCGGCGCGCAUCAACGGCCACCGCGGAGCUGCCGAGAGACGCCGAAAACGGCACCAGCACCGGCAGCAGCGACGACGACCGGGACGACUCAAGCGGCCACCAACAGCCGUGGCAGGGGCCGCUGCACAUGGCGGCGGUCAAGGGCCACGACCGGAUCGUGCGCAUCUUACUAGGCCACACGGCGGACGCCAACGAACCCGACGGGCACGGGCGCACCCCCUUAAUGCACGCGGUCGCGGGCGGCUUCGAGGACGUGCUGCAGACGCUGCUGGCGCACGGCGCGCGCGUGGCCGACGCCGACCGCGCGGGCCGCUUCGCGCUCCACUGGGCCGUCACCUACCGUCGCGAGUCCCUGCUGCGCCGCCUGCUCGACCACUGCCGCGCCCACCAGUGCCUGGGCCUGCUGGAUCGGCCGGAUGGUGAGGGGAAGACGCCCCUGCAUCUGGCUAUCGAUAUGGGCUUCGAGGCCGGCGUGCGCCAGCUGCUGGAGAACGGCGCGGACCCGUCCUCGCGGGCGCCGUGCAACCUGUGAUGAGGAUCGAAGUUUGAUUUUGGGUUGCCGAUGGACGGGUGGGGUGGCCUCGCGAGACCUACAUGUACUCGCUAAACUUGCACGGUACCUACCUCAGGUGGUAUUCAACCCCAGAGAAUCUCCACCAAGGCUCGCUCGCGGUUCAAGUUCGUGGGACACCC
This is a messenger RNA of Chaetomium fimeti, 1479 nucleotides long. Its product is annotated as ankyrin repeat-containing domain protein. The record is from RefSeq and is a predicted model, not a curated record. The transcript has a single exon. Gene Ontology annotation, molecular function: protein binding; DNA-binding transcription factor activity. Gene Ontology annotation, biological process: regulation of DNA-templated transcription. NCBI's taxonomy places the organism in Eukaryota, Fungi, Ascomycota, Sordariomycetes, Sordariales, Chaetomiaceae. The coding region runs from base 167 to 1318 and encodes 383 amino acids.